Rhipicephalus microplus (southern cattle tick) is the source of this 1865-nucleotide messenger RNA. RefSeq names its product ribosomal biogenesis protein LAS1L. Gene Ontology annotation, molecular function: endonuclease activity. The record is from RefSeq and is a predicted model, not a curated record. NCBI's taxonomy places the organism in Eukaryota, Metazoa, Arthropoda, Arachnida, Ixodida, Ixodidae. Gene Ontology annotation, cellular component: preribosome, large subunit precursor; Las1 complex. Gene Ontology annotation, biological process: maturation of 5.8S rRNA; maturation of LSU-rRNA.
UCGUGACGGCCCAACUGGUAGGUAUUCUGUGGGUUCUGUGAACGGCCGCGGCACUGAACACGCCGCGGUGCGUAGUUUUUGAUGUUCUCUACCAGCGCGGCAUUUCUUUGUGUUAAUUGGGCCGAAUUCUACACGCGUAUUUGGCUUCUGCAGUCAGAAUGUACGUACCUAGAAAUAAAAAGAGAAACUUCGUGGUUGUUCCGUGGUAUAACAGGCACGAAUGGGAAAAGACGUACCGGAACCUCUUCAGCGAUUCGCUCAAGGAUCAGGCUGCUGGGCUGGGAGUGGUCGCUGCUUGGCGUAGCAGGCUCUACGGCCACCUUCCUCGAGCCAUCGAGUCCACUGCUGCUCUGGUGCAAGCCCAGCUGAGUGAGAGCCGGUCACGCCUGCACAAUGACAGUCUCAAUGCCGAGGAGCUCAGCUGCCUCUAUGCCGUGGCUAUAGUCAGGUUUGUCGGUGACAUUGUUGAGCCCGUGCGGAGUGUGAAAAACAUCACUACUAAAGAAGCCGCAUUUCAGUUGGGCGUGCCCGACUGGAUCCUGGAGCUGAGGCAUGCGUCAGCGCAUGCAUCUGUCAGUGGUGCAGCAUUUCUGGGUAUCCUACGAUCGGCGGCAUCCCUACUGCUGCAGUGGCUGCGCCUUCAUCACUGGGAGCCACAGAGGGACACGUUGGUGGCCCCAGAGGCAUCGGCCAUGCUCUGUUCAAAGAAUGGCAAUGAUGCCGAGCUUGCGUGCUGCAGCCCAACCCAAGUGCGGCAGAUACUAGAUGCCUGGCUGUUGGUGUCCGUCAAGCAGAAGCGCAAGUGCACGAGGCGCGAAAUGGCCGAGCUGAAGGUGAAGCGGCAGGCAUGCCUCGACCAGAUUGCUGCUUGUCUGGAGGAGGACAGUGACCUCGUGGUGGAUAUGCUGGUCUUGGGUGGAGACUACCUGUUGCCGUCCAGAGAAUCCCUGGAUGAGUUGUGCCCCAACAUGAGACUUUCUCUGCCUUCGUCAACGGAUGGUUUGCCCUGUCGACUUCCACGUCUUCUGGCCGACCGCUGGGAUCCCCUUCUGGCAACUCUGGACUCGCACACACUGCAGAAGUUAGCCGAGCGCCUAUUGUCUCAGCCACACAGCACUCGUCAUAGUGAAGGGGAUCAGAGCUUGCGCCACUACCUGUCUGUGGCUUGGCUUGGCCACCUGCUGACUGGAAGGCAUGAACACAUAUCCAGAGCUGGCAACGGCAGUGACCGGAACAGUUCUCCUUCCCAGCUCAAUGUGAUACGGCUGCUCAAGGCUGCCAUGGACUAUCCGAUGGAAUACUCAACCAAGGCUAUCACAGUACUGUCCCAGCACAUGUGGCCUCCACUGGGUGAAGCUGAGCUAGGCCACUUGACAGCCCUGGCAGCCAUCCAGGGAGGCCUCAUGUUGGGCCACAGGUGGGACACCAUGGACAGCGCUGAGGAAGACACUGGUGGUGAUGGAAGCUACAUGCCAUACACCGUGGAGGACUUCCAGGAUGCUGAGGAUGGUUUUGAUGAGACAGCCUGGAAGCUUCCUCAAACUUCAAUGGAGUGGAGUCUCACACCUGUCGGUCAACUGCCUGGAUUCCCUGCAGACAGACUUGACCUAAACCUGGACUUUAAGGAGCUAAGACCAGUUAAGGAGCUAAGACCAGUUGGUGCUGCUAGGUUGGAAGACACUGGGUUGAGCUUGGAGCAAGCCAGUGCAGAAGCUAGUGUAAACACAGAGGAAACCGAACUGCCCACACUUGCUGAUCAGCUCGAUCGCAUCAGGCAGAAUUUGCAGCUGUUCCUUGUGUAGUCAUUGCUGCAUUCACCACUGCAUUUGAAAUGUUGAAGUAAUAAAGUACAGUCUCAUGCUUGA